Triticum aestivum (bread wheat) is the source of this 2797-nucleotide messenger RNA. RefSeq names its product probable ethylene response sensor 1. The record is from RefSeq and is a predicted model, not a curated record. The transcript has 7 exons. Bases 571 to 2478 code for a protein of 635 amino acids. Gene Ontology annotation, cellular component: endoplasmic reticulum. Gene Ontology annotation, molecular function: ethylene binding; ethylene receptor activity; protein binding. Lineage: Eukaryota; Viridiplantae; Streptophyta; Magnoliopsida; Poales; Poaceae. Gene Ontology annotation, biological process: signal transduction; phosphorylation.
AACGGCCGCGGUUGGACUUCGCAUUUCCUUUCUUUUUCUGCUGCUCUGCUUUGCACCCGUGUGGGGUGGGGUGGGGGUGGUGCCGUCCGUGGUGGUAGACGGUGACGACUUCACUGCCCCGCCCGUCCGUCUGUCCGCGCAUCUGGCUCCCUCCCUCCCUCCCUUCCCUUUUCAGCGCCGCUUCCUCCUCGCCCUGCCUACCCGGCUUCCUUCCCCGCCGUACAACCUUCCGGCAGCUCCCGGCGUCGAGCCGCCGUCGACCGAGAGGUGCAGGGGUUGAUUUUUGGGGCAGGCGCGCGGGGACGCAUCCCUGCCAGGGCCGGCGCCUUCCUGUCGCCGUCGCCGAGCGUUCUUGGCUCCGAUCGCUUGCCGGCUUCGGGCGGGUGCUCGAUAGUGCGGGGCCGCUGGGCUGCUGCGUGUUGAUGUCGAGUGGGGAAAGGGGAAGCGGCUUGAAGUGACACGCGGUGCUGAAAUGUGUCGGGAGUGCUGAAAUUCAGGAAAUCUUGCUUCGAAAUUCAGAGAUGCCAGUGGGAAUGUUGUGACAACUGAUGCAGUGCUGAAGCUUUGGCGAUGGAACGAUGCGACUGCAUCGAGCCGCUGUGGCCGACUGAUGAGCUCCUAAUCAAGUACCAGUACAUCUCCGACUUCUUCAUAGCGCUCGCCUACUUCUCCAUCCCGCUGGAGCUCAUCUACUUCGUGAAGAAGUCGUCCUUCUUCCCGUACAGAUGGGUCCUCAUCCAGUUUGGUGCCUUCAUAGUCCUCUGUGGAGCAACCCACCUCAUAAACCUGUGGACUUUCACCACACACACAAAGACCGUCGCCAUGGUGAUGACGGUUGCCAAGGUUUCGACGGCCGUCGUUUCCUGCGCGACGGCUUUGAUGCUUGUUCACAUCAUCCCUGAUUUGCUGAGUGUCAAAACGAGGGAGCUGUUUCUGAAGAAUAAAGCUGAAGAGCUUGACUGGGAGAUGGGCUUGAUAAGGACGCAGGAAGAGACCGGGAGGCAUGUUAGGAUGCUAACUCAUGAAAUCAGAAGCACGCUCGAUAGACAUACGAUUUUGAAGACUACCAUUGUGGAGCUAGGAAGGACCCUGGGUCUGGAAGAAUGCGCCCUGUGGAUGCCGUCAAGAAGUGGUUCAAGUCUCCAGCUUUCGCAUACCCUGCGCCACCAAAUCACUGUUGGGUCAUCUAUACCAAUUAAUCUUCCUGUUGUCAACCAGGUUUUCAGUAGCAAUCGGGCAAUUAUAAUACCACACACAUCCCCUUUGGCACGGAUUCGGCCUCUUGCGGGACGAUAUGUCCCACCAGAAGUGGCUGCAGUGCGAGUACCUCUUCUAAAUCUUUCAAACUUCCAAAUAAAUGACUGGCCAGAGCUUUCAGCAAAAAGCUAUGCUAUUAUGGUUCUGAUGCUUCCAUCUGAUAGUGCAAGGAACUGGCAUGUGCAUGAGUUGGAGCUUGUUGAGGUCGUCGCCGAUCAGGUAGCAGUUGCACUCUCUCAUGCAGUUAUUCUUGAAGAGUCCAUGCGUGCACGUGAUUUACUAAUGGAGCAAAAUGUUGCUCUGGAUUUAGCUCGACGAGAGGCUGAAAUGGCCAUCCGUGCUCGGAAUGAUUUCCUAGCUGUUAUGAAUCAUGAAAUGCGAACACCAAUGAAUGCAAUCAUAGCUCUUUCAUCCUUGCUCUUGGAAACUGAACUCACCCCUGAGCAGCGUUUAAUGGUGGAAACAGUAUUGAAAAGCAGCAAUCUUCUAGCAACACUUAUCAAUGAUGUGUUGGAUCUUUCCAAACUUGAGGAUCGCAGCCUUGAACUGGAGAUCAGAGCAUUCAAUCUUCAUGCUGUUUUCAAAGAGGUGAUGGGUUUCAUCAGACCAAUUGCAGCUAUCAAGAGGCUGUCUAUGUCGGUUAUGUUAGCGCCAGAUUUACCAUUAUGUGCUAUUGGCGACGAAAAGAGGCUAAUGCAAACUAUCCUAAAUAUCUCCGGUAAUGCUGUUAAGUUCACCAAGGAGGGCCACAUUACACUUCUAGCUUCCGUUCUCAAGCCUGAUUCUUUAAGAGAGUUCAGAACCCCAGAUUUCCAUCCAGCUGCAAGUGAUGACCAUUUCUAUUUGAAGGUUCAGCUAAAGGAUACAGGCUGUGGCAUUAGUCCUCAGGAUCUACCCCAUGUAUUCACAAAAUUUGCUCAAACUCAGCCUGGAGGUAACCAAGGAUACAGUGGUAGUGGCCUUGGCCUUGCCAUUUGCAGGAGGUUUGUUACUCUGAUGGGAGGGCACAUCUGGCUGGACAGUGAAGGAGCUGGAAGAGGCUGCACGGCUACAUUCAUCAUCAGGCUCGGCGUAUCCGACAACACCGACGCAUAUCAGCAGCAGCUGGCCCCUCUUGCCUGGCCAGGCAGUGCAAAUGUCGAAUCUGCCGGUCCGAAGGCGCUUCACGAGGAGACGUGGCCGCCGUCUUCCCUGAAGCCUCGUUACCAGAGAAGUGUAUGAGCUAGUGUAAACUACCGACGGCGCCGCAUCAAGUAGGGAGUCGUAGCUAGUUUUGUUCCCCCUCUAAUUUUGUGCCUAGUGUUGCUGUAGCUGGCAUAUAUUGUACAAAUAAUGUGUAUAGCAAAUGGGACUUCAGAUUGCAGUUAAGUUCCUGGGUGCAGCACCAACUCGCUGCGUUCAGUAGCAUAUGCGGUCAGCCAAUUUGCAUAUUUCGGGUGCGCGUGAGCCCGGUUAUAUCAGAGCGAAGCUACUCUCCGUGGAAACCAUGUGUAAAAGUUUCGAUGAAUUCUAUAGUAUGUAUACAGUGGAGGUGAUAAUC